Molecule: messenger RNA, 2133 nt
Organism: Saccostrea echinata
Lineage: Eukaryota; Metazoa; Mollusca; Bivalvia; Ostreida; Ostreidae
Exons: 2
Coding region: 78-488 (136 amino acids)
Source: RefSeq, a predicted model, not a curated record
AACUGUUUUUGUAAACAUUACGUCAGAAAAGGAAAAAGAGGAUCUUUCAUGCACUGACAUAAAUGUAAUAAAGAGAAAUGGCAGGUGUGAUGGGAAUGGCAUUUAUUCCUUAUUACAAUCAACUGAUGACAAUCCUGGAGACAAAUGAUGAACUAAAGAAAAGUGCGAGAGGUAUCUUCAAGCAAAUGGCUUGGGCAGCUGGAGGGACAGCUGUGGGUGGAGUCCUUCUAGGCCCCCCUGGCGCCAUGGUUGGGGGAGUGGCAGGAUCCAUGAUUGGUUAUAUUUGUUCUGAUGAGUACACUGCAAUGAUUAAAGUGUUAGAAAAUUUAAAUGAUGAGGAGAAACAGAAGGUUGUGAAGGCUGUACAGGAAUUAGUAGGCACCUCCUCCAUAGAAGCCCUCACUAGAUUCAUCUCACAACAAGUACAAAGAGACAUGCUUUUAAAACUGCUCAGAGAUUUUGUAGGUGACAUUCAAAAAGGAGGAUAAAAUUUUAUCCACUUUAUGCAAAUAUCAUGGAAGAGUCAUGGUUGAAUGAAUUUCAGAGCAGUUAUUUUUGCUGAAUACCUGUUAACAUUUCUGUGAAUCAGACAUUAAAUGAAAUAAUAUCUACAACUUUUGUAUGAUUCUGAAUUUAAUUGUAGUUCUAUAUGAUUCUUUCAUUACAGAAUUUGAGUUAAUCCCUCAAAGGAUAUGUAAUAACAACAUGGAUAUUCUUUUAUUAAACUGACUUGUUUAAGACCUUUUCAUUUUUUUUAUAUGUCCCAUAAUAUGCUAUGAUUUUGAAUGCACUGAAAAUUGUAACAUAUUUAUAUUUUCAUUUUAAGAAUGACUUUUAGCUCACCUGAGCUAAAAGCGCAAGUUAGCUUUUCUGGUCACAUUUUGUCCAGCAUCUGUCUGUAAACUUUUCACAUUUUUGACUUCUUCUGAAGAACAACUUGGUCAAUUUUAAGCAAACUUGCCAAAAAGCAUCCCUUUGGUGAAGGGUAUUCAAGUUUGUUCAAACAAAGGGGAUAUAAUUUCAGAAUUAGUGAAAAUUUAAAGGCAUCUUUCAAAAAUCUCAAGAACCACAGGGCCAGAAACUUAUGUGAAAGCUUCAUUACGUAGAGUAGAUUCAAGACUUUUUCAAACUAUUACCCUAGGGGGUAGGGUGUGGCCACAAUGGACAAAUCAAAGUAUUACAUAGAAAUAAUUCUUUAAAAAUCUUACAAGAACGGCAAAGGUAUGAUUAGUGAUAUUUAAAUGGAAGCAUUCUCAGUAGUGUAGGUUCAUGUUUGUUCAAAUCACAACCCCUGGGGAUAGGGUGUGGCCACAAUAAGUGAUUAAUGUUUAACAUAUAUAGGAAAAAAUAUUUAAAAAUCUUUUACUCAAGAACAGCAAAGGCAUGAUAAGUGAUAUUGAUAUGGAAGAAUCCUGAAGGUAGCAUAGAUUCAAGUUUGUUUAGAUUAUGACCCUGUGGUAGGGUGGGGGCAAAGUAGACGAUCAAAGCUUUACAUAGGAAUGCAUGUAUAAAGAAAAAAAUCUUUUCAAUAACAGCAAAGACAUUACUGUAUACAGGGUUAUUUUCGCCCUUUCACACCUGCGAACAAUUUUGUCCCUUUCAAAUUCACCUAGACACAGUUCUGUUUUAGAGAUAAUGCUGUUUUCUUUGAAUUCAACCCAUUUUAAAUUUGCCCAAUUGUGAGGAGGUUAAAAGGGCGAAAAUAAAAUGGGGGCAAAAAUUUCCCUGCAUACAGAAUUAGCAUAUUAAUAUAGAAGCACCCUGUAGGUAGUGUAGAUUCAAAUUUGUUCAUAUCAUGACCUCUGGGGGUAGGGUGGGGCCACAAUGGACAAUCAAAGUUUUACAUAGGAAUAUAUAGGAAAAAAUCUGCUGAUGAAGAACAGCAGGCAAUUAGUGACUCACUCAGGUGAGCAUUGUGGCCUAUGGGCCUCUUGUUUGUUUGUGCUGUGAUGUAUAGAAAAAUAAUUUAAUAAAAUUGAAACAGAUGUAUUGUUAAUAAUUUAUACUGUUUGAUUUUUAUCUUUAACUACUAAAAUUUUAAAGUUUGUUUAUGAAUACACAUACUUUUAUAUUAGUCUUUUUUAUUUUCAGAAAUCUUUUUGUAUAUUCAUUUUUUUGUAAUUUUUGGCAACA